AUGCCCAGCUCCUCGUUAUCGGCCCACGGCCAAGCCUCUUCAGCGCGAAGCACCUCAAGCUCGCAAGAGGUCCUAGACCAACAUACGCGCGCAGCGCCUGCUUCAGAAGCCGUUACCAGCCUCUCCGUGGCCCAGUACCACCGUGAACACCGUCGCCGACACGGCACACGCUCCAUGAGCCGUCGAAGUGACGAGAGCCAAGCUCAAGAGCCUCGGGCUCCACGCAGAGGUAAUGACCUCUUGUUCGAUGAACUGGAAGAAGCCGCCUGUUUGAGGUCUUAUGUCUCGGCUCCUCGGUCUCCACCGAUGCGAGAGCUUCGAGCACCAAAUCCGUUCCCAGAACGAUCGAACACUCUACGGUCUUUGCGCGAUGCACCUCCGCUGCCCUCACGGUACGACGAGGGGGAUCAACGUGAUCCAAACGUCAUUAGGAAUGACCUGGAUGAGGCUCAGAGCUGUAUCCUGUCUACUCAGCAGUCGUCUCGACCUAUGGCCCGGCCACUUGCUCAUGCGUCGCGUCGCGACUAUGGCUUCCAGCCACGUGACGCUGCUGAGACUGCUCGUCGUGCUGCACAGCAAACCUUAGACACAUACGUGUGUGGGCCUGCUGCCGCUACUGCUGAUGAGCAGGUGCCCCGACACACGCACCGCGAGCGAUACUUGACUCCACAAGUCACAACUCCGCAGGAGGAUCGGGAGCGCUUGUGA
This is a messenger RNA of Phytophthora nicotianae INRA-310, 708 nucleotides long. RefSeq lists its product as hypothetical. The record is from RefSeq and is a predicted model, not a curated record. NCBI's taxonomy places the organism in Eukaryota, Oomycota, Peronosporomycetes, Peronosporales, Peronosporaceae. Bases 1 to 708 code for a protein of 235 amino acids. The transcript has 2 exons.